Messenger RNA from Penicillium macrosclerotiorum, 819 nucleotides. RefSeq lists its product as uncharacterized. The record is from RefSeq and is a predicted model, not a curated record. NCBI's taxonomy places the organism in Eukaryota, Fungi, Ascomycota, Eurotiomycetes, Eurotiales, Aspergillaceae. The coding region runs from base 1 to 819 and encodes 272 amino acids. The transcript has a single exon.
AUGUACUUCUUUUCUCAGCUCGCAUGGCUCCUCCUCGCAGGAGGUAGCCUGACCUCUGCAGCCACCAGCGCCUCAUCGAGCUCUGGUGCUUCUUCCACUUCUUCCUCAAGUUGUGCAUUGACUUCCGGGGACACCAAAGUGCUGGAGUACACCUACGCCCUCUCCCAGUUCAUCAGUAACUUCUACGCCUCCGUUCCAGUGAACGGCAGCCUCGCAUCCGCGAUCUCCAACAGCACCAGCGCCUCUAAGGCCCUUGCCAAUCUUCAAGGCAUUGAGAAGUCCAACAACCUCUCCGUCGAGGCCGUCAGAGAGCUCUCCUCCAAGGCCCCUGGCUACGAGGCUCCCUCUUGUGACUACACCUACCCAUCUGUGACCAGCCUCUCCUCUUUCGCGUGGUAUGCGUACAAGCUUGAGGAUACGCUCUCUGGCGCCUUUGUGGGCGCUGCUGGCUACACCAACUCCCCCGAGGUCGCUUUCCUGCUCGCUCGUCUGGCCGCAGAGCACAGUGCCCACGCUACCUGGAUUGGCAGCCGCGUCAACUCGACCAUGUUUAUGUCCAACGCUACCUCGCUGGUCUCCGCUUAUGCCCCUGACCAGGUGCUUCAGAAGACGAACGAGACUGGAAGCCUUGGCCUGUAUCUCGGUGACUGUGUGACCGCGCCCACUGGAUCAUGCGGUACCCUGACCAUUGGGCCGCUGGGAGCGAACCUUACUUCUUCUGGUGCAGCUAGUUCCUCCGGUGCGGCUAGCUCCUCUGGCGUGGCGUCUUCGACCCCAUUGUCUACCGCGACUGCCUCUGCUUCUGCGAGGCGCCACUAA